UAACAAGCACGUAACUCUAAAGUAGCGUUUCUUUAGAAGGAUUCUCUUAAAACCUGUAAAAACCCUCUGUCAAAGUCCACAUUCCUCCCUCUUCUCCCCAGAAAAUUUCAUCAAUGAACCCUUCUUCAACCCUCAGAAUCGACCCAAACCCGGUAUCCUUCUCCGGGUCGACCCACUACAAUCUACUUCGGGCAUCCCCAUUAUGUCGCCCAUUCCGUGUUUCUGCACCUUUCCAGAAGGCCGUGCAGUGUUCAUCUCUCAAGUCUACCGCCGUCAAUGAAGUGAGUCUUGACUCAGUGAGUCGAAUCGACGGGUUGAGUCAGGUUUCUGGUGUGUUGGGUUGUCAAUGGGGUGACGAGGGUAAAGGCAAACUUGUUGAUAUCUUGGCUCAGCAUUUUGAUGUUGUCGCCCGUUGUCAGGGUGGAGCCAAUGCUGGGCAUACAAUUUAUAACUCUGAGGGUAAAAAGUUUGCCCUUCAUUUAGUUCCUUCUGGUAUACUUAAUGAGGAAACUUUAUGUGUGAUUGGAAACGGAGUUGUGGUGCAUCUGCCUGGACUUUUCAAAGAAAUUGACGGCCUUGAAUCCAAUGGGGUCUCUUGUGACGGUCGUAUAUUGGUUUCUGAUCGUGCACACUUAUUGUUUGACUUUCAUCAAGUAGUGGAUGGGCUUAGAGAAACCGAGCUAGCUAAAUCCUUCAUUGGCACAACAAAGCGAGGCAUUGGGCCAGCGUAUUCAAGCAAGGUUAUAAGGAAUGGCAUACGAGUUGGUGAUCUUAGGCACAUGGAUACUUUUCCUCAAAAGCUCGAAAUUUUGUUAUCAGAUUUAGCAUCUAGAUUCAAGGAUUUUCACUAUGGGCCAGAAAUGCUCAAGGAAGAAGUGGAAAAGUACAAAAGGUUUUCUGAGAGACUAGAGCCAUUCAUUGCCGAUACUGUUUUCGUCAUGAAUGAAUCAAUCGCGCAGAAAAAGAAGAUUUUGGUUGAAGGUGGUCAGGCUACUAUGCUGGACAUUGACUUUGGAACCUACCCUUUUGUAACUUCUUCUAGCCCGUCUGCUGGUGGAAUCUGUACUGGCCUUGGUAUUGCUCCUCGAGUCGUUGGUGAUCUUAUCGGAGUAGUGAAGGCUUACACAACCCGUGUUGGCUCAGGUCCGUUCCCAACAGAGAUUCUGGGUCAGGGUGGGGAUCUGCUUAGGUUUGCUGGUCAGGAGUUUGGCACAACUACUGGCCGUCCUCGUCGCUGUGGCUGGCUUGAUGUGGUUGCUUUAAAAUUUAGCUGUGAUAUUAACGGUUUUUCUUCGCUGAAUCUUACAAAAUUAGAUGUUCUAUCUGAUCUUCCUGAGAUCCAGUUGGGUGUUGCAUACAAGGAUGUUGAUGGUACACCAAUUAAAUCAUUCCCUGGUGAUCUGCGUGUCCUUGAGCGUUUGAAGGUGGAAUACGAGUUUCUACCGGGGUGGCAGACUGAUAUAUCAUCAGUUAGAAACUAUGCUGAUCUUCCAUUGGCAGCUCGUCGCUAUGUGGAACGGAUUGAAGAACUAGUAGGCGUACCUGUUCAUUAUAUAGGUGUUGGACCUGGUCGUGACGCUCUUAUUUACAAGUAGCGUGAAUAAUGAUUGAAUAAUUGUUUUGUAUACUUGGUAAGGAUUAAGGGACUAAGGAUGGUGGGAAGACACUAGUUUUGUUCAGUUACAAUUUCUCUUUAACUUCCCGGAAAUAAACAGGAAGCAAACAAACCCGCGAUUUGUUGACAUCCAUCUAUCGACUGUAUUCUUAUCAUCUGUUGUAUAAUAUAUUUUGUAGUUUGCUCAA
Molecule: messenger RNA, 1803 nt
Organism: Amaranthus tricolor (Joseph's coat)
Lineage: Eukaryota; Viridiplantae; Streptophyta; Magnoliopsida; Caryophyllales; Amaranthaceae
Product: adenylosuccinate synthetase 2, chloroplastic-like
Exons: 4
Coding region: 114-1595 (493 amino acids)
Biological process (GO): 'de novo' AMP biosynthetic process; IMP metabolic process
Cellular component (GO): cytoplasm
Molecular function (GO): GTP binding; adenylosuccinate synthase activity
Source: RefSeq, a predicted model, not a curated record